GCCAAAGUACAAUAAGACAUAGCGCUCUAGGACACUACCAGGUGUUCGCAUGUCUCUCACUUUUUCUCUCUUGCGUCUGUUGCUAACUUCAGUGCUCUUUUUUUUUCUCUUUGCGAGCGCAGUUGCCUAAAUCCGGUCGAUAGGCUGCGCAGCGCGUUCACGGCUGAUCAAACAGGUCUCUGCUCUCCGGCUCACAUCACCUGCUGCCUGCCUGCUAUCGGCACGUUUUCAAAGAAAUUUUGUAAAGCAAGCACUUCCUCUGACACUGUUGGGCCUACAAUGCAGUAGUCUGUCAAGCCAGGACCUCGCUUGAAUUCUCCAGAAUGAGCUCCUCCCCUGGUCCGGCCCCUGCUUCAGCCACCCCUGCCCUGGACUCCGGGAAGGCCAGUCGAGGGGACUCGCCUAACACCUUACCCCAUCUGUACACGUCCCAGCUCGGCAUGGACAGCCAAACCAUCUGCAUUCCAUCUCCGUAUGUGGAAGCCUGUCAGGAUUAUUCACCACCGCAUGGGGGAGAGAUCAGCCACGGAGCCUUAACGCUCUACAGCCCCGUGUCCUCCACAGUGCUGGGGUACACUCAUCCCCCCGUGUCCGAAAGCCUGGUCCCUUUAAGUUCGACAAUCUUCUGGCCUCCCCACACCGCACUGGUCUACAGCGAAACACACGCACACACCACCUGGGAGGACGCCAAAACACACACCAUUAACCAGGGCAGUCCUGUCCUUACUCAUGCAAAGCUGGUAGGGCAGCAACCGGAUGGUGAUGAAGGCUUGAAUCCUUCACCAGGCAUUUUGAGUAAAGGAGACACACACUUCUGUGCAGUGUGUCAUGACUACGCCUCUGGGUAUCACUAUGGUGUCUGGUCUUGUGAGGGGUGCAAGGCUUUUUUCAAACGCAGCAUUCAAGGGCAUAAUGACUAUAUUUGUCCAGCUACCAAUCAGUGCACCAUUGACAAAAGCCGACGCAAGAGCUGCCAGGCCUGUCGACUCCGCAAGUGCUAUGAAGUGGGCAUGAUGAAGUGUGGUGUGAGGCGGGAACGCUGUAGUUACCGAGGUGCCCGUCAUCGACGUAACUCCCAGAGCCGAGACAUCUCAGGCGGGGCUUUAGGGGUCAGAGUUCGUUCCCGGCCUCAUUUAGAAUUUCCCCUCAGUCCCACUCAUCCACUCUUCCCUUCAGGGGACAGAGCUGAGGGAUGUGGCCGGAGCCUCUCUCCAGAGCAGUUGGUCAAUUGUAUUUUGGAGGCGGAGCCUCCUCAGAUUUACCUGAGAGAGCCAAUAAAGAAGCCAUACACGGAGGCCAGCAUGAUGAUGUCACUAACCAACCUCGCUGACAAGGAACUGGUGCUCAUGAUCAGCUGGGCGAAGAAGAUACCAGGUUUUGUGGAGCUGACUUUGUCUGAUCAGGUGCAUCUGUUGGAAUGCUGCUGGCUGGAUAUAUUGAUGUUGGGACUGAUGUGGAGAUCCGUGGAUCAUCCCGGGAAGCUCAUCUUCUCACCUGACCUCAAACUCAACAGGGAAGAAGGCAACUGUGUUGAAGGCUUCAUGGAGAUCCUUGACAUGCUGCUGGCCACCACCUCCAGAUUCAGAGAGCUGAAGCUUCAGAGAGAGGAAUACGUCUGUCUCAAAGCCAUGAUCCUUCUCAACUCCAAUAACUGUUCAAGCUUGUCACAGACUCCUGAAGAUGUAGAGAGCCGUGGGAAGGUUCUGAGGCUGCUGGACUCUGUGACUGACGCUCUAGUUUGGACCAUCUCAAGAACAAGCUUGUCUUCGCAGCAGCAAUCCAUCCGUCUCGCUCAUCUGCUAAUGCUGCUCUCACAUAUUCGACACCUCAGCAACAAAGGCAUUGAGCAUCUGUCAACCAUGAAGAGAAAAAACGUGGUGCUGCUGUAUGAUCUUCUGCUAGAGAUGCUGGAUGCCAACACAUCCCAGAGCAGCCGGAUGCUGGCGGCUCACACGGAAGCCUCUCUCCGGUCGGACACACAGACCACAGACCACCCAUCCAGACAGUCUGCACUGAAAGAGAGCAACCUGGAGACCUGGGACAGUACACAAGCUGAAGAGACAGUUGAUAAGACAUUACAUUGUAGCAUGCAUCGAGUGGGGAUGGACACAGACUGACAGUAUCCCUUCUGUGGUGUAAAAAUCUCCCUGGAUGCAGCAAUGGAUAUGAAUCCAAUAUCUGAGCCACUUAUCGUCCAAUGUUGGGUCGAGGGGGUUCAAACCAGAGCUGGAAAAAAACUUGACCAACGACAACCUGAACCAAACAGGGCUUUCAACUGGCUCUCAGUCUUGCUCUAACACAAUGCAGUUUGAACUGUUGCUUUCCUAUUAUGCCGUAAUGUCAACCUGAAGAGGAAUACAUCUUAUUCAAACCAAUCGCAUUUUCAGCAUUCACAAAUGGAAUCCUUUUAAUGGCUGGUUCCAUUAAAUAUAAAGCGUGUAAUUUCUGUGCUAAACACAGUAGCAAGAAACUGUUUAAACACUCCCCCAUCUGUCAUUAUUCAGCAACCAGCUAGCACCACCCCUAAAUCAUGCCAUUGGUUGAUCAAGAGCUAUGUUGUGUUCUUUUGAGCCAUUCAAACAGAUUGGCGAAAUUACACACUGCACAUUUAAAUAUUUGGUUUGCCAUCCAAGAUGACAGAGAACCUCUGACUUGAACCUGACUGUUUCUCUGAAGACCGGCCAAUAUAAAUGAAACGCACACUUUUAAUAGUUUAUGCAUUUUGUACUCUGCGUCUGUGCAUUUGUAAGACAUUGGAGUGCUGUUGUUUGCGGCUCUGUGUUGCUUCUCGUGGUUCAUAAAGUACUUGUCACUGGCAGUAAAUAUAACGCUUUUAAAAAUA
This is a messenger RNA of Puntigrus tetrazona (Sumatra barb), 2842 nucleotides long. RefSeq names its product estrogen receptor 2b (gene esr2b). The record is from RefSeq and is a predicted model, not a curated record. The transcript is spliced from 11 exons. Gene Ontology annotation, biological process: estrogen receptor signaling pathway; regulation of DNA-templated transcription; cellular response to estradiol stimulus. NCBI's taxonomy places the organism in Eukaryota, Metazoa, Chordata, Actinopteri, Cypriniformes, Cyprinidae. Gene Ontology annotation, molecular function: sequence-specific DNA binding; zinc ion binding; steroid binding. The coding region runs from base 324 to 2117 and encodes 597 amino acids. Gene Ontology annotation, cellular component: nucleus.